GGGAGGCUUACCUUUGAGUCAGGCAAAAUUAAAGCCACACUUCCUCGGGGUCCUUAGCACACGGUUUUGUUUACCACCACGUCACCAGGAAAUACAUCGUGAGCUGUCAAAAUGCAGAGACAGGGGUCACAAGAUGCUCCUCUUUUUGGUGAAGAUGACGACGCGAGGCUAAUAAAACCUCAAAUUAGAUAUCCACUGGCCACAUUCUUCCAUCUUUUCUUCCGAACAAGUGCCAUCUUGGUCUACUUACUGUGUGAUAUUUUCAGCAGUCGUUUCAUUGCCUGCAUGGUCACCAUUAUCCUCUUACUGUCAUGUGACUUCUGGACUGUAAAGAAUGUAUCUGGCAGAUUGUUGGUGGGCCUUCGCUGGUGGAAUCAAAUAGAUGACGAUGGAAAGAGCCACUGGGUUUUUGAAUCAAGGAAGACACAAAGUCUGAACACAACAUCCGGUGCCGAGUCACGGAUCUUCUGGCUUGGACUCAUUGUGUGCCCCAUCUUCUGGGUUAUUUUUACAUUCAGUACCAUCUUCUCUUUCAGGAUUAAAUGGCUGACUGUAGUUAUCAUGGGCUUGGUUUUACAGUGGGCCAACGUGUAUGGCUACAUCAGAUGCAAGGUGGGUGGAAAGUCAGACCUGAGAAGCGUGGCUAAGAACUAUCUUGGUGUCCAGCUUUUUAAACAGGCAAUGAAGACAACAGAGACUCUUUGAAGCUGCAGAGGAUGUGUGACAACCAUGAGCAUCAUGAGGGGAGUGCAAAGCUGGGUGGACACGUUAUAGUUACUUGAUUAUAAAUUAUAUUUUUCUUAUGAUGAAUUCUGACUUUUGUAUUCUAAAAUAAUACACUUGAUUGAGUCACUUUUGUGGCUUUUGACAGCUAAUCCCUGCAGCCAGCAGCUAUGAAUGUUCAGUGUACUGUUGUGGAGAGUACACAGGUAUAUUUGUCACCUCAUUGUUUCUACUAUUUAAACUUGGGUUGUGGACUUUAUCUUGUUAUAUAUGACAUUGGCUGGUAGGGGGAAGUGCAAGUUUCUAAAUGUUUUGAAUUAAGUGUUACUUGGGUGUCAUAUUGUAUGAAACUGUUUACUCAGGAGCUCUGUGGGAAAAUUGUUGUGUUUUUCCAAAACAAAUAAAGAGAAUACAACAAUAAA
This is a messenger RNA of Scatophagus argus, 1145 nucleotides long. RefSeq lists its product as uncharacterized. The record is from RefSeq and is a predicted model, not a curated record. Lineage: Eukaryota; Metazoa; Chordata; Actinopteri; Scatophagidae. The transcript has 7 exons. Gene Ontology annotation, cellular component: Golgi membrane. Bases 112 to 705 code for a protein of 197 amino acids. Gene Ontology annotation, biological process: protein secretion; vesicle-mediated transport.